AAAUUAGGAGGAAAACCUAUACUAACGUUUUAUUCAAAUUUUCCCCAAAUUAAUACAUCUCAUAUAAUGCCUAUAUAUAGGCAUUUACAUACUUGUGAUGUCUUGUGGAAUAACCUAAAUAAACUUGGGCCAACACCCAACAAUCUUCACUUUGGUCCAGAUUUAUAAUCAAAGAACUACAUCUGUGCACCUACUGCAAUCUAGCUGGUUUCCUAUGCUUACACCAUGAGCAAUCCCUUUGAACCAAACCCAAUCUCGCUCGCAAACAACCUCCACCGUGUGUUCCAAACCACGACUCUAGCUCAUGCUCCAGCACUGACUCACUAGUCUUACUCUAGCUCAUGCUCCAGCACUGACUCGCUAGUCUUCCUCAGACACUUGUGCGUGCUCCAACCUGUGACCUUGCACUACAUCUAUCCGAUUAUGAGUCCACAACCAACAUGUCGCCCAGGUUCUUGAUUUGAUUCAUUGCUCUGACACACAACAACUAAAUGUCUCUUCUCGCCAAUCAAACCCACCAUAUGACCCGCAUUUGCCCCGUUCGCCCUACACGCCUAUGCACGCGCCUCUGCGCAAUCUUCCUCACGCCCGUCCACGCAAGCCCUUGUGCCCACGCGACAAGCCCGCCCUUGCGACCCUGCAAGCUCCGCGGCCUCCCUGCGCGGCCACGCCUUGCACGAUCGCUUGCUCCGGCCUACUCGCUCCAACUGCAGCCCGCGCAAUCAAGGACAACCUGCCUGGCUACAGCUUUGCUCCGGCCGCUUACUUAACUAGCGACCCAGCCCUUCUUGCGAGCCUUCCGUCCGUAGAUCAAGACAAUUAGCUUGAAUUGAUUUCUUGAGCAAUAAAAACUUCCUCCACCUCCCAGCUAUGAUACCAGAUGUUAGGAUUUUGAAUGAGGAAGAAGCCCUUCCUUCAUGAGCUUCUUGGGAGAGGAGGGAGAGGGAGAGAGCAGCAAACUCAAAACUUUAUUUCUUAACCAUGCAACCUAUUACAACUUAUAACUUCUAUAUAUAGGCACAAAAGCUACACUAAUGGCAAUAGAAGCCAUUCACACAACAAAAUUUAAGACCAAUUUCUAACUGAAACAAUGCCUAUCAGAUAUUAGAGAAAUGGAAAGCUUUAAACCUUCCUUGCAAGCCUCACAUCAUAUUGGAUUAAUGUUUAAAGUUCUUUUUUCUCUGUAAGACUUCUCUUUGUUUUUUCGGUUGCUCUUUGUUCUGCAACUUAUCACCUUUUAGUGAGAAGAUCCCAAUCUUUUCACUAAAUAAAUUAAAUAAAAAGAUUUGCCACUUCUACUAACUUGUUUAGACCACAAUGUUAUUUAGUUAUAGAUGCUUGGUUGCAAAACAAAAGGAUUCUUUGUAUAGAAAGUUCCUAGUCAGUUUUUCUUCUUCUAUUAUUUCUCUUAUAUAACAUUGAAAAAAUAAAUAUUAUGGAUUCAUUAGUACUUUGUUCAUUUACAAAGCAUUCCAUUUUAUUGUAAUAAUGAGAGCAAUUCUUAUGCAGCCCUUCCUAUCAACACUGUCUCACAUCCCAGCUGAUUAGAUGCUACCUGGAUGAGAAAUCUGACAAAAUUUGCUGAAGGGAUGGCUCAACUUCGGCCUCUGGCUUUUCAAAUAAAAAAUUUGGAAAAGCUUAUACUGAUUGCAUUAUUUCUCGAUUCUCCAGAACUUGCUUUCUUCCCCUUGUCUGCUAGCUCCUUAGUCUUCUUGUUCUCCCCAUCUCAACUCUUCAUAGUUCUUUGAAAUCAUAUUUGACAAUAGAUGUACCUGUACUAGAUUUGACCAGAUGAUGCCAUGGAUGACUCAGCUAAAAGAAAGCAGGGUGAAGAUGCACCCUAUUGCAGAGAAGUUUCAAUGCUGAAGGAUUUGCAAAGUGCAGCAAUUGAAAAUAUUCCCCAGAAUGGGAAUGGAGAAGAAGAUCAAGAACCCAAAGUUGGAAUGGUAUUUGAAUCUUAUGAUGACGUUUUUAGAUUCUACAAAGAAUAUGGACAUAGAAAGGGAUUUGGUGUUGUUAUUAAAAGAUCAUGGUUUCGGAAGGGGAAAUGCCGGCGCGCUGAUCUUAGUUGUUGGAAAAGUGGUUGUGGAUCAACUAGUCAACAAUCUUCUCUAGCAAAGCCAACAACAAAAACUAAUUGUCUUGCGAUGAUCACAGUUAGGAAUUGGAAAGAUGACUUGCUAUUUGUAACAGAUGUUGUUCUCGAGCAUAAUCAUUUACUAAGUCCCUCGAAAGCUCGAUAUUUUCGAUGCAACAGGAAGUUACAAGCUGUUAUGGGGAAAAGAUCAGAUUGCAAUGACGAAGCAGGUAUAUAUGUUUCAGAUAAUCCAUUACUUCAACAAAAUGGAGGGCCUUUGGGAAUAACUAUUGGCCAAAAGGAGUGCUUGACUUAUGCACAUAAGGAAGGGACUCUCGAGCUUAAAGAAGGAGAUGCAAUGGCAAUUUGUGAAUACUUUUUGCAAAUGCAGAGGAAAAAUCCAAACUUUUUUUAUUUGUUGGAUUGGGAUGAAGAAAGCCAUCUAAGAAAUUUGUUUUGGGCUGAUGCAAAAUCUAGAUCAUCAUACGACUAUUUUGGAGACAUUGUGGCAUUCGAUACAAAAUCUCUAAUUAGCAAGUAUGACUUACCAUUUGUUUCUUUUGUCGGAGUUAAUCAUCAUGGCCAAUUGGUUUUAUUUGGUUGUGGCUUACUUGCAAGUGGAACAUCUGAGAACUUUGUGUGGUUAUUUGAAGCUUGGUUGUCUUGCAUGUCAGGGCGUUCUCCAAAAGCUAUUAUAACCGAUCAAUGCAUGAACAUCCAAUACGCAGUUUCAGAAGUUUUUCCGGAGUCCCGACAUAGAUUUUGCUUGCAGCACAUCUUGAAUAAAAUGCCUGAGAAAUUGGGACAUCUUGACAAAUAUAAACCGAUUAAGAAAGAAAUAAAGAGAAUAAUAUAUGAUUCAAUGACAAUCUCAGACUUUGAAGAUGGGUGGAAAAGAGUGAUAGAAGAGUUUGGACUAGAAAUGCAUAAAUGGCUUCAGGAAUUAUAUGAUGGUAGAUAUUUUUGGGUUCCAGCUUUUCUUAAGAACAUAUUUUGGGCAGGCAUGUCAACUACUCAGCGUAAUCAAACUCUGAACUCUUACUUUGAUGAAUAUGUAGAUUCAAAAACAUCUCUGCAGCAAUUUAUUAGCUUAAAUGAGAUAGCUUUACAAGAUAAUUAUGAAAAAGAAGCACAGGCUGAUCUUGAAUCAUUUCAUGGUAGCCCCUACUUGCUGACACAGUUGCCAAUAGAGGAAAAGCUCUCUAAGUUAUACACAAUGAAUAUGUUCAAGAAGUUUCAGGAGGAGUUGAAGGCUACCAUCCAGUGCAGUAUAUCUAUACUCAAGGUUGAUGGUUCAGUUACUUACUAUGAAGUAAGAGAAUGUGGAUUUCAAAAAAAAAGCACAGAAGGUAAAAUAAGAGGCUUUAAGGACUUCGAGGUUUCAUACAAUGCGUGUGGAAGUGAAGUCGAAUGUAUUUGCCAAAGAUUUAAUUUUGAGGGCAUUCUUUGUAGGCAUGCCUUAUCUGUACUCAAAUUCUCUCAGGAAUAUGACCUUCCAUCCAAAUAUAUUCUCGACCGUUGGCGUAAAGAUUUCAAACGCUUACAUCCUUUAUCUCAUUCUUCAGAUAAAAUGGUGGCUACUAAUGAAUUGGAAAGGUAUGAUCUUUUAACAAAGCGUUCUUUACAAGUAGUUGAAUUGGCUACAUCAUCUGAUAGUAAUUUUCAUCUUGUAAUGAAGUUGCUUGAUAAGAUUGAGAGAAGUUCAUGGUGACAAAACAUGUUUUUGUGCAAUAAAUUGUUAGUAAUUUGUAAUAAACAGUUUUUAAUCGGCUAGAGAAAUGCUAAUGAUUUGAUUUUUAUGAGGUUA
Dendrobium catenatum is the source of this 3884-nucleotide messenger RNA. Its product is annotated as protein FAR1-RELATED SEQUENCE 6. The transcript is spliced from 2 exons. The coding region runs from base 1800 to 3788 and encodes 662 amino acids. NCBI's taxonomy places the organism in Eukaryota, Viridiplantae, Streptophyta, Magnoliopsida, Asparagales, Orchidaceae. The record is from RefSeq and is a predicted model, not a curated record. Gene Ontology annotation, biological process: regulation of DNA-templated transcription. Gene Ontology annotation, molecular function: zinc ion binding.